UAACAAGGAGCAAAAAGCUCUCUGUGAUACCUUGCCCAAGGACAGGGUAUACCAUAAAGUCUGUCAGGAUACAUAUCAAACACUCCCUCAUCUACAUCCGUCCGAUGCAAAAGAAUAUCGACACAACUCCUGUAGAACAUCAGACUGGCGGUUAUGGUCCCAAGGAAAAAUGUCUGACGUGUUCAGAAGAAUUCUUUUUCAGUGAACUGAAGGAUCAUGUCAAACACUGCAAGUCUCCAAAUGAGAUCGACACAGCAUUACCUGAAAUUUGCCAUCCAGUGAGCCCAGAAUUUCCUUUUCCGACUAGUCCAGACAGAGAUAACUCAUCCUCUGAUACAGGAAUCAUUGACUUAACAGAUGACCAAGUUCCGGAGUCCUUGGAAGAAUGGAGAGCCAUGCGUUCCCAGCAGGAUCAAGAGUACCAAGACUGCUUGCUUGCAGAUCAAGAGAAGUCUGACUUACAGAAAAAGUCGGCUGAAAUGGAAGAGAGACGGAUAAAGGCCAUAUCUGAGAGGCAGUUGAGACUGAUUGGUGUUCCAGAGCAAGCUCAUGGCAUACCACUCAGAUUUAAAUACCCUAGCGGCAUUACCAGAACAAGGCGAUUUGUCCUAACUGAAUCCAUUCAGAUAUUGUUUGACUUUGUCGGAGAAGAUGAAGAUGCCACAGAAUAUUUUCAUAUUCAAGAUGCUCUCUCAGUAACUAGACUCAACAGCAACAUGUCUGGCACCUUUCUGGAUAAUAACAUCAUAAGGUCACAAACACUGUAUGUCCACUGGAUUCAACCUGAGUCUCCAGAGGUGAGAGCUGAGAUUGGGUAUCGUUUAACAUUUGCGGUUACACUACACAGUAUGUUUACUUUUGACUUCAAGGAGCAAAGGCAGAAAAAUAGAAGAUACAAUAUGAAGUUUUUACUACGACAGGGCCUUCAUCCAAUCCUCAAAGAUUCACAGAAAAGAAGUUUCCUCUCCAACUGGGCAGAUUCUGUCAUCCGCUAUGUAGUAUGUUUAACAGAGAAACUUCGAAGUCUUCUCCAUGCACGACAUCACAGAGCCAUCACACAAUAAAACCUAAUUUCUGCUGUUCAGUAGGCUACUGAACAAAUUGAAACUUUUUAAAAUUAUGCAAAAUUGAAAAAC
This is a messenger RNA of Oreochromis niloticus (Nile tilapia), 1136 nucleotides long. RefSeq lists its product as uncharacterized. The record is from RefSeq and is a predicted model, not a curated record. NCBI's taxonomy places the organism in Eukaryota, Metazoa, Chordata, Actinopteri, Cichliformes, Cichlidae. Gene Ontology annotation, molecular function: protein binding. The coding region runs from base 105 to 1064 and encodes 319 amino acids. The transcript is spliced from 7 exons.